Messenger RNA from Cylas formicarius (sweet potato weevil), 1275 nucleotides. RefSeq names its product craniofacial development protein 2-like. Gene Ontology annotation, biological process: chromatin remodeling. Gene Ontology annotation, cellular component: nucleus. The transcript has a single exon. Gene Ontology annotation, molecular function: catalytic activity. NCBI's taxonomy places the organism in Eukaryota, Metazoa, Arthropoda, Insecta, Coleoptera, Brentidae. The record is from RefSeq and is a predicted model, not a curated record. The coding region runs from base 1 to 1275 and encodes 424 amino acids.
AUGGGCGGCUGCAAACAGCGUCUGCUCCCCAUGUUAGGGGCGGCUGAUAAAAAAAAUCCAGGAAAGCAACGGGAAACUACCUGGAUCAUAUAUAUUCCCCAAGACAUCACAAUGGAUAUACAAAAACAAGCAACGGCCCUCAGUCCCGGGCACCCCUUAAGUGGGGAGAGGGUGCGAAGAAUCUCCCGGUUUUCCAAUGAUGUCCUAAGAAUAAACAAAGAGAAGAGAAUUGGCACAUGGAAUGUGCAGAGCAUGUACCAGGCUGGGAAGGCGGCAAAUAUAGUGAAAGAGGUGAAACGGCUACAAAUCGACAUACUGGGGUGCAGUGAGACACGAUGGCCGGACUCGGGACACUGCACUAUAGACGAACACCAUAUAUAUUUCUCCGGAGACCAUACUACCAGAAAUAGAAACGGAGUAGCAAUAAUCCUGAACAAGCAAACCAACGAAGCUGUAAAAGGAUUUAUCCCCAUCUCGAGCAGAGUUGCACUGAUAAAAAUCAAAUCAAAACCAUUCGAUUUGAAUAUCAUACAGUCAUACGCACCUACGACCGAGAGCAGUGAACAAGAGAUGGAAGAAUUCUACGAACAGCUUAGAACUGCCCUCAAACAUACGAGGAGAGAAGAAGUUAAUAUGAUGUUGGGAGACAUGAACGCCAAAGUUGGGCAAGGAAGGGUUGAGGAUCUGGUAGGCGAAUUCGGGCUGGGGGUGAGAAAUGAGAGGGUAGAACGCUUAAUAGAAUUCUGCGAGGAAAUGAACUUUACUAUUAUGAACACCUUUUUCAAACUGCCCUCGAGAAGACUGUACACCUGGAAAUCCCCAGCGGAUAGCAGCCACAGAAUCAUAAGAAACCAAAUUGACUUUAUAAUGAUAAACCGAAGAUAUCGCAACGCAGUUGUAUCCUGUAAAACCUACCCAGGCGCAGACAUACCGUCAGAUCACAAUCUGUUGUUGGCACGCACUAAACUCCGAUUAAAGAAAAUCGUCAAAAAAAGGCACUCAGGACGCAUUAACGUACGGAAACUCCAACAAGAAAACAUACUACAGCGAACCAGAGAUAAAAUUAACAACGAACUAGGCAAUAUCUCACAAACAAGCAAUCACGGAACAGAAAUAGAAGACCUUUGGAAUAGAAUAAAAACAUCCAAGGUCUCCGUCACGGAAGAAGAGCUGAGGCAGGAUAAACAGGCGAAGAGACAGGAAUGGAUGACGGAUGCUAUACUGGAACUUAUGGAAGAAAGGAGACAAUAUAGAAACAGGGAUACGGAAAAAUAA